This is a messenger RNA of Capsaspora owczarzaki ATCC 30864, 1099 nucleotides long. RefSeq names its product RNA 3'-terminal phosphate cyclase-like protein. The record is from RefSeq and is a predicted model, not a curated record. Bases 25 to 1029 code for a protein of 334 amino acids. The transcript has 6 exons. Gene Ontology annotation, biological process: endonucleolytic cleavage of tricistronic rRNA transcript (SSU-rRNA, 5.8S rRNA, LSU-rRNA); ribosome biogenesis. Gene Ontology annotation, cellular component: nucleolus. NCBI's taxonomy places the organism in Eukaryota, Filasterea, Ministeriida, Capsasporidae. Gene Ontology annotation, molecular function: RNA endonuclease activity.
UUGUUCCAUUGUCUUUGGCUUUGGAUGGCUGAACCACUUCGCUACAGCGGCGCCGCGUACUUUCGCCAGCGGAUUGUUCUGUCCGUGCUGAGUGGCCGGCCAGUGCGCAUUGACAACAUUCGCUCCACCGAGGACAGCCCUGGGCUCUCAGAAUACGAGGCAAACUUCCUCAAGCUGAUCGACAAGCUGACAAACGGAUCGCAGACGGACAUCAACUACACGGGUACUGCUGUGCUGUUCAAGCCAGGAUUCUUUGCAGGUGGGCAGGUUGAGCACGAUUGCGGCACCGAGCGCGCUGUCGGCUACUACCUCGAGCCAGUCAUCUCGAUGGCCCCGUUCGGCAAGGCACCGCUGUCACUGACGCUGACAGGCAUCACAAACUCGGCACAAGAUCCAUCAGUCGAUGUUCUACGCACAGUCACGCUGCCCACAUUGAAACUGUUCGGUCUGGAAGACGGUGCCGAACUGCGUAUUGCCAGGCGAGGCGCUCCUCCGCUCGGUGGCGGCCAAGUCUUCUUCUCUUGCCCCGUUGUCAAGCAGCUGAAGCCAGUCCAAUUACUCGAGGCUGGCAAAAUCAAGCGUAUUCGUGGCAUUGCUUACUCGACACGCGUCUCGCCACAAACGGCCAAUCGUAUUGUCGACGCUGCUCGAUCUCUGCUUAAUACGUUCAUCCCUGAUGUUUAUAUUUACACCGAUCAUUACAAGGGUGCUGAAUCUGGCCGCUCGCCUGGCUUUGCACUGUCUCUUGUGGCUGAAUCGACAACCGGCGUGCUGACCUCCGCAGAAUGCGCCGCCGAAGCAGGAAUGCUUCCGGAAGAUUUGGGACUCAGAACUGCCAAACUCCUGUUCGAAGAGAUUUCACGCGUAGCUCACAUCACACCGUUACACCAAUGUAGCAUCCAAUUCCUGAGGCAUAUGCGAGAUUUCCUUGGUGUUACUUUCAAGAUCAAGGCAGAGCCAGAGUCCCAAUCACUCACAUUGACGUGCAUUGGCAUUGGUUUCCGAAAUCUCAGCAAGCGACUUGGCUGAGCAACCUCGGCUCGUUUUGGGUUUUUGCGUUAUUUCGUUCUUCAACUUGGAAAUAUACAACAUACUUGGA